Hyposmocoma kahamanoa is the source of this 3863-nucleotide messenger RNA. It is a transcript of the gene disp, whose product is annotated as protein dispatched. The transcript has a single exon. NCBI's taxonomy places the organism in Eukaryota, Metazoa, Arthropoda, Insecta, Lepidoptera, Cosmopterigidae. Gene Ontology annotation, cellular component: membrane. Bases 56 to 3421 code for a protein of 1121 amino acids. The record is from RefSeq and is a predicted model, not a curated record.
GGCGAAACAUGGAGUAGGCAUAUAAUUAUGAAGUCGUGGAAGAAUACAUUAGAAGAUGCUGUCCGCUUACGCCAGGUUUAUUGUUCGACACUCUUACCUAGUUCUGUUUGCUGUAAGUGCCAUAUCCACUAUCUUCACCGUAAUCCCGCUUGUGUGUCGCGAACUACCGUCAUUCUCCGAUCCUUUAGUUGGGUUCGAAACCCGAGGCACAACUUUGGCGAGUCGUUUCAUAGCGUGGGAAAAUCUCAUCGACGAAACGAGACCUUCCAAGCGGCUCGCUGUAAACCCUCAAGAAAUAGAAGACCAAAUUCGUAUGAAUCGCACUUACAGUAAUAAGACCAGACCAGAUAGACCUAGGUCAAGCCAUGGUCACCCGCCUAAGAAAAAAGAUCGGAAGAAAAAGAAAAAAGGUAAUAACAGUACAGGGUUUGAGAAAAUUUGGUAUGAUCCUCCAGAAUUAAAUAAUUCUAACAAUCAUGUACAUUGGGGGUUUGGUAAAAAUGUUUCAUUUGAAGAUGAAGAUACCCAAUUCAUCAGAGAUCAUACAAGGAAACAGUGGAAGACUCUAAAAGAGAUGGAACGGAAACCUGAUAUGCCAAUCUACCAUAAUUAUGCUUAUGGAACUUGUGGCGCACCAAUGGCAGACUAUGCUCAUUUAGUUAUACAUAACAUAGAUAACACAUCUCUACUUACUUUUGAUAAUGUGGAGAAAAUGUGCACAUUACAAUCUUUGCUUGUGAAAUUAGGGGGCAAUGAGUAUUAUGAAUUAUGCCAAAGGUCGACUCACUCGGAGGACAUAUGUUGCCCCGUGUGGAGCGUGCCAAAUUACAUAGCUUUAAUAUCUGGCAAGAAUUCUUGCGAAAACGUGACUAGGGAGGAUGUGAACAAGACUGCUGUUAUUUUGAAAAAAUGUGCAGCCUAUUUUCAUAAUUUCUCUUUAAUGGCCUCAUGCGAAUUAGAUCGUUGUAAUGUCCCUAAGUAUUGUGCACAGUAUGAUGCAGUGUACAAUUUAUUGUUUUAUUUAGUAGACACUGAGGCAUUCUCACCUCCUGACUAUUCACAAAGUUUUGUCAGAAAUGCUAUGAUAUUCCUUCCAUUGCCAGCUAGUAGUACAGUAUUACCAUAUUAUAAUAAAUUACAAAGUUCAAACCUAUCUUAUGAUACUCUUGUUAUACCGGCCAUAGACUUUGGACUGAAAAAUGCACUUUUUGACUUAUGGGUUAUACAAGACACUUGGUUGAUAGGUCUAGGGGGAAUUUUUGUAUUCCUGUGUGUGUUGGUUUAUACUAAAUCUCUAAUACUCACUUUGCUGUUAUUUACAGCUAUUACAUAUUCACUUGGAAUAGCAUACUUCUUGUAUGUGUAUGUGUUCAAUUUGUACUUUUUUCCUUUUAUGAAUUUAUUAGUCAUAGUUGUUGUAAUAGGUAUUGGGGCUGAUGAUGCAUUUCUAUAUGUAAAAGUUUGGAAAAUGGUAGGAAAGCAAUUGAUUCGUGACAAUGUGGUUAACCAAGACAAUGGCUUAAACGACAUAAAGAAUGUAUCCAGUGCAGGAGAAACUAUUCUUGUACAGAUUCUUGAAGAAACCCUGAAACAUUCAGUGGUAGCUAUAUUUGUUACAACUAUAACAACUGCAAUUGCAUUUUUUGCUUCCUAUGUAAGCUACAUUCCAGCUAUUAACUGUUUUAGCGUAUUCGCUGGAACAGCUGUUCUAGUCAACUUUUUUCUAAUGAUAACUUGGUUGCCUGUAUCAGUAUUCAUAAUAGAUGUAAAAUGGUCUACAAAUAAAAAAAAUAUUAUAGGCAUAAUGCAUAAAGCUGCAAAUGAGAUUUGGGAGGAUAUCAGAGUAAUAAUGAAUAGAUUUAUUAUAGCUUGCAUAACAAAACUACAUAUAGUGUUUGUUGUAAUAUUGGGUGCUAUUGGAAUUGCCAGUAUUGUUGUAGUUUUCUACUUUCCUGGGCUCCAGUUGCCAGACUCUAACCAAUUCCAGUUGUUUCAGACAUCACAUCCAUUCGAACAAUAUGAUAUGCUAUACAGGGAUAAAUUUCUUUUCGAACGGUUUGGUAAAGACAUAGGGACUGGCAGUAAAAUGCCUUUGCGAUGGGUAUGGGGCAUUGAGGCUAUUGAUAAUAGUAAUCAUAUGAAUCCAGCUUCAAAAGGAUAUUUAGUGUUUGACGACAGCUUCUCAAUAUCCGAUCCGAAAUCACAGUUGUGGUUGCUCGAUUUUUGCAAUAGGCUUAAAACUCAGCCCUUUUACCAGCCAACUCUAGGCCCUCUGCUUCCUAACUGUUUCAUUGAAAGUUUCAGAACUUUUAUGAGCCGACGUUGUAUAGAUAACAUAGACAGAAUAAACAGAACACCUUGUUGUGACAUAUCAAGAUUUCCCUACAAGAAGGAAGUUUUCAACUUUUGCAUUGUUAAAGCAAUGGAAUCACUUUAUCAAACAUCACGUGAACUUUUCAUGCCAGGAGUAGCUGGGCCAAAGUUUUUGAGGAGAGCCAGUCCGCCAACUGUUGCCGCCAUUGUUGUAGAAUUUGAAAGCGUUGUUCCUUAUUCAAUGUCCUAUGCAGCAAUGAAUACGUUUUUCCUGCAUGUUGAAAACUGGACUCUACAUGAAUUGGUGUCCGCUCCACCUGGCUUGAAACGGGGCUGGUUUUUAUCAGAUUUUCAAUUUUACGAUUUACAGAGAACUUUAGCGAGUGGUACUGUGAUGGCUUUAUUAUUAUCCGCUAGCUUAGGUUUCGUGGUUCUAAUACCGGCCACAUUUAGUUUUGUCGUCAGUGUCUGUGCGCUUAGCGCUAUGAUAUUUUCAGCGACUGUCACGAUCGCUAUUUUAGUGUUAAGUGAAUGGAAGCUCAAUGUACUGGAAAGCGUAGCUAUAUCGACUUCAGCAGGGUUAGCUGUAGAUUUUAGUCUUCACUACGCUUUGAGUUACACCAGUGCCUAUGGUCCAAAAUCUGCCAGAGUGAAAUAUGCACUCUCAGCUUCUGCAGGGCCCACCGCUGCUGCCGCACUCACUUCGGGCUUUGCGGGGAUAUUUCUUUUACGUUCUAAUCUUCUCCCUUACUCUCAGAUAGGUACAUUUUUGGCUUUGAUCAUGUCAAUCAGUUGGGUUUACGCAACAUUCUUUUUGUGUUCUUUGCUCUUUAUCUUCGGUCGUACUGCAUCAAAAGAUACUCCCAUAGAAGAUAGGAAAUCGGCCUCACGUGUUAGUUCCGUUUGCUCAGGAGUUCCCAAUUUGGAAAGUCAUGAGUUGGAGCAUCUGGCUGACAGUAAUCGUACGAAUGUCACUCAUUCCCAUAGUCCUUCCAACAUCAGCGCCACUACUGUUGUUUUGCACGAUGACUUUGAAUCUCAAAGAAAAUUGUCAUCGGACAAAAAAGCCAGUAUUGCGGAAGGUACACUAUCAAAUGACGACGACUGAAUGUUAAUCUUAUUAUAGUACUUAGGACUAUUUUUCACGUUUAACUGGUGUUAAAUUAUUUGAAUAUCUGAGGAAGUUUUUUGUAGCCUUUUUGACUUUUUUGCCCCGUUUACUUUUUGUAAAUAGUUAUUAUUAUUGAAUCUCAAAUAGUAGGAAUGAUUGUGACAAUAAUUACCACAUAUACCUAUAGUUCAUGUACGUACGACAAUACAAGAUUUAAUCGAGCUUAGCUUGAUCACUGUUAUCGUGUUGUGUUACAAAAAAUAUGAUGUUAUUAAUUUGAAACGAAUGUUGCGAUACAAUAUCUUCCCGCGCUUGUGUUACUAUUUUGCACAAACCUAAAUCGCAAAUGAACAGUAUUCCAUAUAUUCAAGGUACCGUACCUUUGUAAUCUAUGUCAAUUUACAAACAAAAUGUUAUUCAUCGAAAUAUAAUAUAAUAU